GCAGAUCCCAAGUCUCCCAGGUGCUUGCCCUCUCCCAGGAGUUAUUCUGGGCUCCGGGCUCCCACAGAGCAGUCCUGCCAGUCUCUCUCUCUGCAAACAGCAGGUCCGGGUCCCGGUUUCUGAAGCGCCAGCGUUGAAGGGGUGGGAUUUGCCAUCUCAUUAAUAAUGAUCAUUUAGAGGAAACGGAGUGAAGGAUACUUACAUUUUUAAUAUUUCCCAAUUCAGGAUGGAGGCACAGAUGGCAUCGAGAACGGAACAUCACACAGUAGUUUUAGAGAAAAUAUCCAAAUUAAUCCUGGAAAACAUGCCAAAGGCUGAUUAUUCCAGUUUAUUCAAUGAUUUUGUUGAAUCUGAGUUUUUCCUGAUCGACGGAGACUCCUUGCUUGUCACAUGUGUAUGUGAGAAGUCACUUAAGCCAGGACAGAGUCUCCAUUUCUUCUACUUGGUUGAGCGCUACCUGUUGGAUGUUAUUAGCAAAGGAGGGCAAUUCGCCAUAGUUUUCUUCAAGGAUGCUGAAUAUGCAUACUUCAAAGUCCCUGAACUUCUUACACUGAGAACUGCUUUAAUUCUACACCUUCAGAAGAAUACCUCCAUUGACGUUCGGACUGAAUUUUCCGGAUGCUUGUCCAAAGAGUGGAGCAUUUUCUUGGAUGAGAGUUGCCCCUAUUUCUUGAUUCUUGCCGAUGAAGGCCUGAACAACCAGCAGACACACCUUUUCAACUUUGUAGUCAUUCAGUCUUGGGCAGCGAAGGUCAACAUCGUUCUCUUCUCGGGGCAAACAUCUGACAUCCUCCGUCUUUACGCAUAUUUUAUGCAAAGCUCAUAUUCAGAGCAGAUCUUUUUCAACCAGAAUAUGAGGGAGAUUGUGAUUGCUUACAAAAGCCUGAUUCGGCAGUUGGAAAAAUAUAGAGACGUGAAUUUAACAACUCUGUUUGGAGAUUUAAAGUUCAACACUAUGAUGGAAAAGGCUUGUGAGACUAUAUCUCUGCUCACACAACUUUGGCCAGAAGGAUCUGACAUCCGACGAGUCCUUUGUGUCACUUCUUGCUCCCUCUCCUUGGAAAUGUACCAUUCUUUUUUAGAAAAUGAAGAAGAGAAAGCAUCCAAGCAGACAUGUGAAGUCAAACAGGAGAAAGGCAAUUAUUUAACCCUGAAGGACAUGGAAGAUUUCUGCAAGCUGCAUUGCCUCAGUGUGGUUUUUCAACUCCAUCUACCUCUGGCUCAGAGAGCACGAUCAAGAUUCAUCACUUCUGGUUGGAUUCAGGACCUCAAGACUGUCUUUAAAAUGAAAAAGUGGUGCGAGUAUUUCAUCUUAAGUAAUGUGCACACAUUUGAAUUGUGGAGUCUGAAUUCACUUCACCUUUCUGAUUUAAGUGAUGAGCCUUUGCUGAAGAAUAUUGCAUUUUACUAUGAACAUGAAAACCCAGAAGGCCUGGAUUUGAAUGUAGGAGAUAUCAUCAUGAAGGAGUAUGUACAUCUCUGGGACACUGUGUCAAAGUUGGUCAGAAAGUUUGAUGUAGGAAAACCAUUUCCUGUGCGAACAACAAAAUGUCAUUUUCUUAAAAAGACCCCAUCACCAAUCAAAGAAAGUUCCCAGGAGAAGAUACCAAAUUUGGGUUUUAUUCCUAUGUCAUGUAGUUUGGUUGAUGAAUUUACUGGAGACAUUUUGAAAGACUUGCCUUUCCUAAAGAGUGAUGAUCCCAUUGUUACCUCACUGGCUAAGCACAAGGAAUUUGAUGAGCUUGUGCACUGGCAUUCCCACAGACCCCUCAGUGAUGAUUAUGACAGGACCAAGACCAAUUUUGAUGAGCAUUCAAGAGACCCCCGUCAACUUAGGAGUUUGCAGAAAUACCAUGUUUUUCAACGAUUUUAUGGGAGCUCGUUAGAAUCAGUCUCCUCCAAGAUCAUCACAACUCAAGAUACUAAGACGAAGAAGGAUUGUAGUAAGUCCAGGAGCACAAAGACGCAUGAGACCAAGGCUGACAUAAUUGCUAGAGAGAAUAAGAAGAGGUUAAUUGCCAAGGAAGAACAAAAAGAAGAGCAAAAAUGGAAUGCCCUGUCAUCUUCUAUUGAGAAGGAGAUGAAAAGGAAUUUGAACUCUGGAAUGAAGAAUCUGGAAGAGUUUUUGAAAUCUUGUAAAAGUAACUCAGUAAAAGUUCAGGCUGAAAAAGUAGGGUUAACGGCUUGCUUGACAGCAUGGAGGGAGCACUGCCAAGCUGAAGGUGAAACCACAAAGGACUUGAACAUAGCCAUUGAUAUGAUGAAGAGAAUUCACUCCUUGUUGGACAAACACUCUGAACUUCUGCAAGAAGCAGACCGGAAACUCAUAGCUAGAUGUCUUACAUAUUUAGGGUUUGAUGAGCUAGCAAAUUCUUUGUAUCCAACUCAGGAAGCAGCAGAUGACAUAAAAAAGACAAAAAAGAACAAAUAUUCUGUUGGAAUUGGGCCAGCUCGGUUUCAACUAGAAUAUAUGGGACACCAUUUGAUACGAGAAGAAAGAAAAGACCCAGACCCUAGGGUCCAAGAUUUUAUUCCUGAUACAUGGCAGCGAGAGCUCCUUGAUGUGGUGGAUAACUAUGAGUCUGCAGUGAUUGUUGCCCCCACAUCCUCUGGCAAAACCUAUGCUUCCUACUACUGCAUGGAGAAGGUGCUCAAGGAGAGUAAUGAAGGCGUGGUUGUGUAUGUUGCACCAACAAAGGCACUUGUUAAUCAAGUGGCAGCAACUGUUCAAAAUCGUUACACCAAAAUUCUGCCCGCUGGUGGAGCUCUGUGUGGUGUUUUUACUAGGGACUAUCGUCAUGAUGCCUUGAACUGCCAGGUGCUUGUUACAGUGCCUGCCUGCUUUGAAAUCCUGCUACUGGCUCCUCAUCGCCAGAGCUGGGUGAAGAGGAUCAGAUACGUUAUAUUUGAUGAGGUUCAUUGUCUUGGUGGAGAAAUUGGAGCAGAAAUCUGGGAGCAUCUCCUUGUCAUGAUUCGAUGUCCCUUUUUGGCACUUUCAGCUACCAUAAGCAACCCGAAGCAUCUUACUGAGUGGCUCCAGUCAGUAAAGAGGUACUGGAAACAAGUAGACAGUGAAAUGGGAAAAACAACUGUUACCAAGAGAAAUACUGGCUCCCGUGGCAGCCAUCCAGUGCAACCCAGACAGUCAUACAAAGUUAGACUGGUGCUGUAUGGAGAGAGAUACAAUGAUCUGGAGAAGCAUUUAUGUUCUGUGAGACAGGGUGACGUUUGCUUUGAUCAUUUCCACCCGUGUGCUGCACUAACCACAGAUCAUAUUGAAAAGUAUGGAUUCCCUUCUGACCUUGCUUUUUCACCUCGAGAAAGCAUCCAGCUAUAUGACACUAUGCUUCAGGUCUGGAAGAGCUGGCCCCAGGCCCAGAACCUGUGUCCAGAGAACUUCACUCAUUUUAAGAACAAAAUAGUCAUUAAAAAGUCGGAUGCUAGAGAAUAUGAGGCGAGUUUAAAGGAAGAAUUCACAAGUUGGAUUAAAAAUGGGAACGAGGAACAGGCCAGAAUGGUGCUGGAGAAAUUCCGUCCUAAUUUCUGUGACUACUCAGGCCAGAUGCUGAAAUUCUUUCCAAAUCUUGUUGAGAAGCUCAGGGAAAUGGAAAAGUUGCCUGCACUGUUCUUUUUAUUUAGAUUAGGUUCUGUAGAAGAAUGUGCUGAGGCUGCUUGCCAAUUCCUGGAGGAGAAACAAGAGGAGAAAAGACCUCCUAAUGCUGAUAGAGAAGCUCAUGUCAUGGCUAACAAACUUCGAAAAGUUAAGAAGUCUUUGGAGAAAUCACAAAACAUAAGAGAUGAAAAAACCCAGAAGCUUUCCAGAAGAUUGGACCAGAUCAUCAUGAAUGAAGCUGAACACAAUUGCCUCCUGGAGAGUCUCAAGAAGAAUCUAGAGAUUCCUGAGGACUGCACGUAUGCUGAUCAGAAAGCAAUAGAUGAUCAGUCAUUGCAGAUGGUGUUUGAUCGAGUGAAAUUCAGUAGAAAAGGCAACACACUGAAGAAAUUGGCAAGAAGAGGCAUUGGCUAUCAUCACAGCUCCAUGAGUAACAAAGAAAAGCAGUUAGUCGAAAUUCUUUUUAGGAAAGGAUUUAUUAGGGUGGUGACAGCUACUGGAACACUAGCUUUAGGAAUCAACAUGCCCUGUAAAUCCGUGGUUUUUGUUCAAAACUCAGUCUAUCUGGAUGCUUUAAAUUUCAGACAGAUGUCUGGUCGAGCUGGAAGACGAGGACAAGACCUGCUGGGUGAUGUCUACUUCUUUAAUAUUCCACUGCCCAAAAUAGAAAAACUCAUAAAAUCCAAAGUUCCUGAGCUGAGAGGACAGUUUCCUCUCAGAAUCUCACUCAUUCUAAGACUCCUGCUGCUGGCCUCCAAGGCAGAUGACCCAGAGGAUGGCAAAGCAAAGGCACUGUCAGUGCUGAAGCACUCUCUGUUAUCCUUCAAACAUCCCCGAGCCACAGACAUGUUGAAGCUUUACUUCUUAUAUUCUUUGCAGCUCCUGGUGAAAGAGGGACAUAUAGAUCAGGAAGGUAAUCCCACAGGGUUUGCUGGCCUUGUAACACAUUUACAUUACCAUGAACCAUCUAAUCUUGUUUUUGUGAAUUUUCUUGUAAGAGGACUUUUCCAUAAUCUUUGUCAGCCAACUCACAAAGGCUCAAAACGUUUUUCUGAAGAUGUAAUGGAAAAGCUGGUUUUAGUAUUGGCAAAUCUGUUUGGAAGAACACAUAUUCCGGCAAAGUUCCAAGAUGCUAACAUAAAGUUUUAUCAAUCAAAGGUGUUCCUUGAUGACCUCCCAGAGGACUUCAGUGAGGCCCUGCUUGAAUACAACAUGCAAGUGACCAAGGACUUUGCUGCUUUUCUGCUAAUUGUGUCUCGAUUGGCUGAUAUGAAGCAGGAAUAUCAACUCCCCUUGUCAAAAAUUGAAUUCACAGGUCAAGAAUGUGAAGAUUCGCCACUCGUAUCUCACUUGAUGAACUGCAGGGAAGGAAGGGUGGCAGUUUCCCCAUUUGUUUGUCUGUCUGGAAACUUUGAUGUGGAUUUGCUUCACCCAGGAGUUUCAAAUAAUGUCAUUCUGCACACAAUUGGUAUCAACCACACUCAAGCUCCAGUGCUGUGGCCACACAGAUUGGAUAAUACAGGAAGAAAAAUGCCGCUUAAUGCAUAUGCCCUUGACUUCUACAAGCAUGGGUCCCUUGUGGGAUUAGAACAGGACAAUGGGAUACAUCAAGGGGCAGCUUACCAGAUGUUGAAAGAUUUUUUCCUUACCAUUAAAUCUAUCAGUGUCUCCUUGCGUGAACUGUGCGAAAAUGAGGAAGACAAUGUGGUUUUAGCGUUCGAACAAUUGUCCGAGUCCUUUCAGGAAAAGUUUGAAAAAGUGUGAAAAGAAAAGCCUUGCAAACCGCUGGAAAUGUCUCCAUAGAAGCUUUGCAAGUUAUAUAUUUGUUAUUCUUGUGUCUUGAUCAGAAAAUCACACAUAAUGAAGUGGAAUGAGCAGUCAGUUUGGAGUUAAAGAGUUGGCAUCGAACUUGCUGUGAUUGACUCUGAGCACCCUUGGCCAUGCUACUUGGUGUGGCUAAGUCUUGGUUUCUUUAAAUGAUCAGCUAAAACUGCUUAUGUCUCCAAAUUAUUGAGGACUAAAUGAGAAAAUGCAGGAUUUUGCAUAUACAUGUUUGAAGACUUUUUACAUUCUGUGAGACCCAAACAAAUAUUGCAUUUAAAUAUUUUCAUUGUUAAUAUAUGUAAAAAUUUAUUUAAAUUAGGAAAUAAAUGAUUGUAGCAUCCUGAAAAUGUAAUAUAUUGUUCCCAGUCAACAUAAAGAGAUUGUACUGCUUAGGUAGUUAGCUAUUGAAAUAGUACAUCUUAAAAAAUAAGCUACUUGUAAAAAAAAUGAAUGUUUUUGUUUAAUUUGUGUGAUGCUUUAACAAGGAAACAUGUAGCUACUGUUCUGCUUUAUUUUAAUUGUAUAUACAUGACUGUUGAAAUAAUGACUUCCUUGGUUUCA
Messenger RNA from Mesocricetus auratus (golden hamster), 5998 nucleotides. It is a transcript of the gene Ddx60, whose product is annotated as DExD/H-box helicase 60. NCBI's taxonomy places the organism in Eukaryota, Metazoa, Chordata, Mammalia, Rodentia, Cricetidae. Gene Ontology annotation, molecular function: double-stranded RNA binding; ATP binding; single-stranded RNA binding. Gene Ontology annotation, cellular component: cytoplasm. Gene Ontology annotation, biological process: defense response to virus. The transcript has 38 exons. Bases 227 to 5377 code for a protein of 1716 amino acids. The record is from RefSeq and is a predicted model, not a curated record.